Varroa destructor (honeybee mite) is the source of this 6104-nucleotide messenger RNA. RefSeq names its product TBC1 domain family member 10A-like. NCBI's taxonomy places the organism in Eukaryota, Metazoa, Arthropoda, Arachnida, Mesostigmata, Varroidae. Gene Ontology annotation, molecular function: GTPase activator activity; small GTPase binding. Gene Ontology annotation, biological process: regulation of GTPase activity. The record is from RefSeq and is a predicted model, not a curated record.
ACUAUUAUCGUGAGUGGUUAAGGAAACAUCACUGUUGCAACAGUCACCAUUGGUUCAAUUGCCCACAGAAGCAUGUCUGUUAUGUCCAUUGAUUAUCACGAUAAAACGGCGACUUCCAGAGGAAAACAAUAGCAGACGAAAGAGGCGGAUUCAAUAGUGUUCGACAAGUCACUUAGUUCACAUUAUAAUCUUGGUUGCGGCCAUGCCGCUAUUACUCGGUACCUACUGUCUAUUUGAAGUCGUUAGUCAGUCAGUGAGCGAGUGGUUGCCUGCAUGACUGUGUACGAGUGUGUGAGCAAGUCGGAGAGCCUACCAAAGUUGACUGGUUCGCUGCUAUUACAACUGUAUUGUUUCUGCUGGAUCGCUGCGGGUGUUACCUCAUACUAUUUAAUACUGUGUUAGUAAUAAUGUGUCAGUGCUUAAUAUUUGUUUCGCUCCAAUCUGUGAUGUUGUGACAGUGGAAAAGAGAGUGUUAAACAGUGUUCCUGUAUGUAUAUAUACUAUACAUCAUUACUUUUAGUAUCCGUGUCUUAUACUGCCAUUGAGUGUACCGCUGUAGAUCUGUCUGUAACUCCGGUGCAGUGUAGUGCUCUUCAGGAACUGUUUACAGAACUGUUUACAAAUGGAUAAUCGUUAACUGUGUGAACUACUGCCGAUCAAAACCCUUGAGAGAAAGCCGUGGCGACUCAUGCCAGCUAUGGACAUCGAGGAGCAAAGUGAAGAUCUCGAAGGUAUUGAAGAACCUCAAGAGCAGGAGCAGCCUGACAAAUACGGUUUUUUUGGUUCGCAACAUGCGACCACCGAUGUCAGGAACCUGGUCAGUAAGCUACCACCAGAGGUAAUCCGACGGCGUGAGCUAAAAUGGCGCCACAUGUUAGAAAACUGGGAUUUGUUCACUUCGAAGAAGUUUUCCAAGGUUCGAGAUCGCUGUCGAAAAGGCAUUCCUUCUUCUAUGCGCAUGAGUGCGUGGCAGUAUCUUUGUGGAGGACAAUUUCGGAAAGAAAAACGGAAGGGCUUAUUCGAGCAACUGGAUGCUCAGAGCGGGGAUCCUAGUCACGUGGAAGACAUUCGAAAAGAUUUGCAUCGACAAUUUCCGCAGCACGAGAUCUUUAUGAAAAAGGAGAAUCUCGGCCAGCAGGAAUUGUUUCGGCUACUGAAAGCAUACUCAAUUUUGAGGCCUGAAGUCGGGUACUGUCAGGCGCAAGCCCCGGUAGCGUCUCUCCUUUUGAUGCACAUGCCAACCGAGGACGCUUUUUUCUCCUUUGUCGAAAUAUGCGAUAAGUACCUCAAUGGAUAUUACAGUCCGGGCCUGGAAACCAUCCAACUAGAUGGUCUAAUCCUCUUUGGGCUUCUUAGGAAAUUUUCACCACAAGCAUAUCAUCAGCUCACAAAACUUGAAGUGGGUCCGAUGCUUGUUAUGACGGAGUGGUUCCUCUGUGUAUUCACGCGAACUUUACCAUGGCCUUGUGUGCUACGAGUUUUUGACAUGUUCCUUUGUGAAGGUAUCCGGGUGCUGUUCAAAGUUGGCGUGGUGCUAAUCGACUCUACACUUGGAUCACAUUCGAUUAGCAAAGCGGAACUGCGCAAGCGUUAUCCCUCCGCGUUUGAACUACUUGAGUGUCUAAAACAUGCAGGUGACAACCUUGAAGAGGAUGCGUUCAUUCAGCAGGUUGUUGACCUAGAGUUAAAGCGUGAAGAUCUUGUUCGCGAGCAUGAAAGACAAAUUGCCAAAAAAGAGAAGGAGGAGCGUGAGCGACAAAAGAAAGCCCUAAAGGCAAAGCGUAGCUAGAAUAAGGCUCCGCGCGAUAAAGCGCAUUUACUUGGCGAAAACUAUUCUUCAACAAUCGUACCGUCGCAGUUUGUUCGAUACUUAGCUCCUGUACAGAAACAAGAUGGCAAGCAAAGUCAAGCAUUUGUAAAACAGGGAGCUCGACUUUCAUUCCCAUGGCGGUGGUUUCGCGGCUUGGGCGUCCGGGACAAUCGGACUCGUCCAGCAGAAAAGUGACAUGUGAACUUGACGAGUCCGAAAUAGACGACGCAUACAAGGAAGAAUCAGAAUCACUUACAGGUCGUUGAAGAUAACGAAGAUUAUUGACUUGCGAGGAAUCCUGGGGAAAAGAGCGAACGUACAGUAAAGGUGUCGACUAGAAAUCGAAAGGCACUUUACGGUACACAAGUGACUGACCAUAUGGGACUAAGUAAUCUAUACAUAUGAAAAAAAUGAGGCUUAUAAGUGUCUAUUCAAUACUGUCGGUGGAGCAAAAUAGUUAAGAGCUGAAGUCAGCUCGACAUGAUAACGUAAUGUCUUAACUCACCAAAUUGUUGUUAAUAUCUAUUAAAGCAAUGAGGAAAGAAGCGGGUCGAGAAUAUAUACAUACAUAUACCUAGUACAAGUACCUAUCAGAAAUCGCUAAACUGUUAUGUCGUCUGUAGACAGCAACAGUGAAGAAAAGCGCCAAAGAAAAACACCAGUAAAUUUGCCUAGAAUGCCUCUAUACAACUGCAUUUCCAUUAAGACAUUCUUCACAUAAAAAAAACUGACGUCGCUGUAACUUGCCAUAGAUCCAUUUAACUCGAUUACAGUUUUUCCAAAAUUUCUCAGAAGGAAUAUUAAAUGCGAAAGUGAAAUGCGCCCCUUCGAUGCGUUUGUACUGCUGGUGCUGUUGCUGUUGCUGUGACAAAUUGAGCCAAUAUAUCUGUGCUCUGAUAACAGAGGCUGUGUGAAUACGCUUGAGAAAUUUUUUACAUUAUAGAUAGACAAAGCCUAAAAAUAUAUAUUCUGGAAUCGUGAAAUGUAAAAUUGCAUUACAGAUAGCAGGAAGAAAGAGGUCGCUUAGACGCUAGCUGAACUACGUGGUAUAUGAAUUUUGAACAAAAUAUAGGAAUAUAUGCCCGGUAGGCCACUACAUUGCUGUCUCUCCUCGCAGUGAGAGACUUGCGAAUGUUGUCUACUAGAAUAGGAUACACAGCUUCUUACGUUUUCAGAUUCGAAAAGGAUUGCAGUGGCGACCCUUAUUCGAAAUUACCAUCGUAUCAUAUCGUAUGAUUUAUCUUUGUUAACAGCCUACUUAAUAACCAAGGGUUACAAACUAUCGCAAUCUGUUUAUGUACAUUAUAGCAAAAAAUCCUAUCACUCUAUGAGAUACGUUGAUAUUUUGACCAAGGAAACAAAUCGUACGUUUUUAAUCGUCCUACGUUUGGAAUGGUCUAUAUAGACUAGGAGACACUUCCACAAUGCACACUUGUAGUGACCUUUUCUUCUAGUAUAGUCGCUAGCCAAAAUAGUUUAGAAUUAGUAAUAGCUUAGCGUAGUGUAAGAGCUCUAUUUAAAAGCCAGGCCACUGGUAUCAUUUUUUAUUAGCAUUAGUUACUCUUCACCACAGAUAUGUAUUUACUACGCGCACUCUGCAAUUGGCAGUAUAGGAAUGUCACUGAUUUCGUUUCGGCAUUACUUCAGACACAAGAAACCCGAUUUUGGAAACGCCUCCUCCCCUCUUAAUAAGAGCCCACCAUCUAGUUCCCAAUCAUUAUUAUAAUUGAGCGAUCAUCACCUCCUGCACCGCCGCUUGAGAUUUGUGGACAUGAUCACAUUGGUCCACUUUAUACAUAGAGGUAAAGUGAUUACUGGGCACUGAGGUAUAAUUAGCCAUCCACGAAAGAUCGGAAAUGCCAUUUCAUAAAAGCCUAGGCGCAGUUGACAGAAAGCCCCAUUAACUGUGUGUGCCUGGCUAUCACGGAGGCGGACUAUAUAAAAAAAUAAGUAUUAUUAAUUGCAAUUACAAUACUCGUGUGUGGCACGAAGUACAUUCGUUAUCUUUUUAUUUUGUCAGUAAUUGUUUACAAUCUCAUUAGUAGCAAUAUUAGAGAAAGCGAAGAUUAAUGAAAAGGGUUUGUAUUAGUUCAAUUGGUUAGCACACGUUUAUUUUUCACAGGAUUACUACUCUGAUGGUUUUUACCAUCAACAUAUAAUUGUUAUUGUGUAUAUUUACUUAUGUAUUAACGAUAUGCUCAGUUUUGUUUUGGUGAACUUCAGGGACCAAUGAUGUAUUAUUUAUAUCUUUAGAUACAUUUGUUUGAAUACAAAGUCAUGAUGAUUCUGCUACUAUAUUAUUGAUAUAGUUUUCCCACUGUGUAAUACUGCUACGUAUAUACAUUCUUGCGUAUAAUUCAACAUUGGUAAUUUAGAAUCAAAAAAUCGAAGUCAAGGCAACCCCACGCACACACGAAGCAUUAUAUAUAUAGAAGCUAUAGCUACGAACUUCUUUCAUUUCAAAUAAAGUGAAAAAAAUCCCAUUGUAGAAAUAGUGCAGUAAAACAGGAAGAGUUCGCUUGCAGUUUGGUGCUAUUAUAUAUCUCAGCACCCUGGUCCUUCAAUAGAAGAGGCUGUUUCUUCUUACUUCCUUACGUGUAUACGUGGGACUGUCAUGAGACUUCGAUUUAUCCCAUCAAAGACUAUAAUUCUUUAAUUGUAAUAUUAUAUGUUCGAAAUAUGUAGGUGCUGAUACUUCGACGCGCCGUAAAUGAAACCUGAUAAGGUUGAGCUUCAGCUCAACCUUAUCAGGUUGAUUAAGGUUACCAGAUAUGCGUUGGUAUUUGUUUUAUUUGAAGUUUGCUGGUGUUACGCCUUGCUGUUAUGUUGUUGAAUGCUAAAUGUCCUUCCGCGAUGGGCUCGCUGUUUUUAUUUUAUCAAAAAAUAAGCACACAGAUCACAGUGAAUGCAUAAGUGUGAUGUUUUGUUAAUGAGCGUGAAGAAGAUCGCGAUGAAUUCUGUUUUUGUGUGCAAAAAAUGGUGACCAGUAUAUGAUAAUAAUAUACGAACGAAAGAGAAAUGGAGAUCGAACUACACUUCUACUUGUACUUUCAGCAAACGAAAUAAUGACAACAGUAUUAUUAACAUAUAAAAGUGUGGGUACUAAAUAAUUAUAUGUAUCGAUUAGAUAUAAAACUGGGUCUCGGCAAGAAAUGCACGAGUACUUCCAAAACAUCUGGUAUUUUUACCAAGUAUUAUAUAGGUACAUUCGUUUACGCAGCCUAAAACUACGGACUGAAAUAAGCUACCGUGCCCCUCCCAAAAAACAUUUCACCUAUGAAUAAAUCGAAAAAUGUUUACUCGCUUUGUACAAUACGCAAUGCAAACACAAAGAGGCGGUCUGCUAAAGCUGAAUUUUAGAGAAAGAAAUAAACGUAUGAGUGACAUGUUCUAUAAACGAUGUAGCCAUUACUAAUUCAACGUGCUGUUGUCGACCCGCUUUUAUUUAAGCUUCUCCGGAUUUCGAAAUCGACAAAAUGAAGGCUGCCCAGAUUACAGUUGUCGCCUUCGUUCAAUGGAUUGGACCGUUUUUGUUACUUUAAUGUGUCUCCCCUUUGUUGCUCCUUCCUCAAAUGUUAAUGGAUAAUUCGUCAUAACUUGGAACCACCACUGUGGAUCAAGGAAGGAUUUCGCCGCCACCGAUGCAACUAUAUUUUGUAAUUACUGCAUUUUACGAUAAUGAAAGCCAAAUGUUCCCGAUUGAAAGCUAAACGCGCAAUAUACUCGCUGACGCCCAAACCGGCCUCUUCUCUACAACAUCCUCAGUUUUGAAUACCAUUGUUGACUAAUACCGAAAGUUACACCGACCUAAGAAUUUGUGCGUAAAAUUUAGAAAGCUCGAUGAUUGUAGGUGCUGGUUUCUUGGCUAUAAGAUAUUCGCCUCCAAUAUGUCGCUGUUGUCCGUGCACUGAGACAGAUUAUGUCCAAGGAUUCAGCAUCAAUUGUUUCACACACGAUCUCCGCAGCGCCAAAUAGUAUGGAUCCUAGCUUUACACUAUUGAAUUUGUCGUAUCAUCACCAGGGCCAACAAGGUAGUUAUAUAAAAGUAGAACUUUCCAUUUUUGGGAAAGCUUUCUGUGUAGUUUUACACAAAAAAGGUCGUGUAAACUAAAUGUCGAUUGCAAAUCCGUGGAAUGUUAUUGCUGUUCAUCGUUCAGAUACGCGGUAUUUCCAGAGAAUGUGUAUUGAAAUUGUGUGGGCGUCUGUGUCAAUGCGUCUACAACAAAAAUUAAUAAACCUACCUAAUGUUGGUUGCACCUAACAGAUGUUUGGAAAUUACUACUGCAUAAGGUAU